UAAAGAAUAAAAAACACUGGCCAGUGUAGGUCGUUGAAGACUAUAUCAUUUGUUAAAUGUAAGAAUUGAUUAUAACCAGGCCUCAGUGUGUAAUCAGUGCGCACUAGUGCAAGGAACCGAAUGCGCGAUAAAUGUCACAGCUUUAGGAGUGGACGUUGACGUAACGUUAAUGUAAAUACGCGAAAUGUAUACGGGAUUGAUCUAGCUGAAUUCUGAAUCAAGGAACCACUCGAUAAUACACUAAUCUAUCAAUCUAAUCUUUGUGGACAUGGGUACCCCGACGCGACCCAGAAGGCAGCUAGACCUGCCGGUUUCGCAGAUGACGCCGCCAAAGAUGCACGACAGCGAGGUCGAGUCGAAGCUGCAGGAGAUCAUGAAGAUGAACGGCAUCCUGAACAUCGACGGCCACAGGUAUCAGACGGAGAUGAAGGAUCUGGAGCAUCUGGGCGAGCUCGGUAACGGCACCUGCGGGCACGUGGUCAAAAUGAAGCAUAAGCCGAGCGGCGUGGUGAUCGCCGUGAAGCAGAUGCGGCGCUCCGGGAACGCGGAGGAGAACAAGAGGAUAAUCAUGGAUCUCGACGUUGUGCUCAAGUCGCACGACUGUCCGUACAUUGUGCAGUGCCUGGGCUGUUUCAUCACCGAAUCCGACGUUUGGAUUUGCAUGGAACUGAUGGCGACGUGCCUGGAUAAACUGCUGAAGCGCAGCAGGCAGGCGAUACCGGAGGAUUUUUUAGGGAAAGUUACAGUAGCAACAGUAAAAGCAUUGUCGUACCUGAAAGAGAAGCACGGUGUAAUUCAUAGAGACGUGAAACCUAGUAAUAUAUUACUGGACGAGACGGGAGGGGUGAAACUUUGCGAUUUCGGGAUCUCUGGCAGACUGGUCGACAGCAAGGCGAAGACGAGAAGCGCGGGAUGCGCGGCGUACAUGGCUCCUGAGAGGAUAGAUCCACCGGACCCUACUAAGCCAGAUUACGAUAUAAGGGCGGACGUGUGGAGUUUGGGCAUUACUCUAGUGGAACUAGCUACGGGAGUAUUUCCUUAUCGAGACUGCAAGACUGAUUUCGAGGUACUGAGCAGAGUAGUCCAAGACGAUCCUCCGUCUCUUCCGGCGGACGCGCUCUUCUCCAAGGAGUUCAGGAACUUCGUCUGCUGCUGCCUGACGAAGAACUACAAGCACCGGCCAAAGUACCCCAAGCUCAUGGAGCACCCCUUUAUUCGCAAGUACGACGUUGUACAGGACGGCGAGACGAAUUCCGCCCUAACAAACUCCGGCUGUCAGUGGUUCGGCAAGGUCAUGCGGCAGCUGGAACCAAGUUCCAGACUGCCAGGAGGCCAGCAGCAGCGAGUUUCGGGUCACGUGUCCCUGAAGCAGACGGCUCAUCUUCGGGCGCAACCCGAGAUGCCGGCCUUCCUGAGGAGCAACGUCAACAGCGGCAUCAGAGAGCCGCCGAACUCCGGUGGCUUUCCGCCGUUUCAUCAGCGUACCAAUAGCGAGAACGGCGCGAACUACGUGCCCUACAGUCCGUACGCUCUUCGCCGGAAGGAGACCGCCCGGCCAUUCUCGCCGCCGAUAUCCAAGGAGGUCGCGGCGGAUCAGUCGGAGCCGAAUCUGCCGCCGCGACCUUUCUCGCCCUACCGGCAGCAGAGUGUCACCAGGCACGACUACAAUUCUUCGAAUCGCUGCACGACGACGAACGGUCAGGGUAGGCAGGAGACGACGGCGACGACCACGACGACGGUGACGGUGACGAUGACGACGACGGCGAGACCGUUCUCUCCUUACAGGACUCAGGACGCCAGCUUGGACAGCAACGGGCGACCGUACUCCCCGUAUCGCAGCAGCCGUUACGAGGAGCGCGACAGUGGCAACAAGGCGGACCGAUGGCAGGGAGGUGUCUCGAGAUCGCUCAGUCCCUUCACCAGGGACUAUUCGCCCUGGCGGCGGGAGAACGUCGAUCCGCCCAAUGUCAUUCAGCCGCCACCCGCCACGUACGACAACAGCGGCCGUCACUCACCGUUUCUGCAGCAUCGACUCGUGCAGCCACCGUCGCAGCAGCCCGCGACGCUCCAAACUUAUCCGCAGACACAGAACAUCUACGCCAGCCCGAUGAUCAGCCGCAAGAGGUUUCCUUCUGAGCCACCGCCGCAGGGAUCUCACGGCUCCACUAGUCCACAGUUGUGGAUCUCCCGUUUCGCGCAUCAACUGAAACAGGAGUCGCCGCCGUCGUCAUUGGUGAUGCCACCGCAGCAGAUCGUCGGCUCGAAGGAGUCCGCGAAGAAGCGCUUCGCGUCCUACGUGCGCCUCAGGCUCGGCAGCGAGCGCGCUCCUUCGCCGGAACCACCGCCGAGACUGAGUCGCGGCGAGUCUCCGCUCGCCCUUAGGAGGAACUUGAUCGAUCAGGCGUCUCCUUCCUUCUCGCGAAGGUACGUCUCGCCGUCUCCGCCUCAGCCGCCGCCUAGAAGAUUGUCGGAAAGCAAUUCCGUGCCUGGUAGCCCGCAGCACGUGCGAGCUCGUCUACGCUACACGCCCGAACCUCAGAGGAGACCUCCGCCACCAUAACCCACCGCUACAAUCAUUAAGCCUUAUUAUUAUUCCUUGGUGCCAUAUGCGACUACGGACACUCGGAUGGCGAUCAGGUGCACCAUGUAGUAGCGAGGUGCACCGUCAUCCGGCAACGGUUGCGCGCACAGAAGCGAGUCACAGAACGUGUAGACGCGGACGUAUACACGACGUGUUCUCGAAUGUUAUAAACCAAAUGAAAAAAAAGUAUAUAUAUAUAAAGAGCCGUCGUGAACUCGAAGUUGUACGCGAGUCGAAGAUUUGUACGGGAACGUCGAUUUAGCGUGCGAAACGGCCGAGAUCGCCGGGAAAUGCUUCAUCUUGAUUUGACAUUUUCACGCAUUUUCGGAUUCGCGGACACGUCGGACGCGAGAAUUGCCUUAAGAGACGACACGGGGACUUACUACUAGCUAGUGCGAAUAUUUCAGAUCUCCGAGAGAUUUCCGAGUACUCCAGGUCUCUGAUCGGAGAGUAUUUUCUGAAUUCCUUAUUGAUGUUAGAACGUAGGAAAAGGGUGAAACGUCUUUUUCGCGUCUAGAACGCUUCACACGCUAAAGUCGUUGUAAACGUAAACCUCUGCACGGUCGAGUAGCUUUUAGCCGAAUCGCGCCGGCCGCCACCGGUCUCGAUCGGACCUGGCGCGCGAAUGCUUGGAGCGAAUUGUUUUCUACGAGAUGCCAGCGGGCGGGAAAGCGAAAGAUCGCGUGGAUCAAACCUCGGGGAAGGGAAGAGGAAAGGACGAUUUUAGUUUCGGUACAAAUUCUCGCCGAGCUCUUUUGCCUUGACCGUUCUUCUAAGCGGAAGGAAACAAUCGAUUAAGGAUUUAGUCUAGGAUUCAUGUUAUAACCGAGAGAGUGCGACUGGCGCUCCGAGGCCCGCGUGCACGCGUUUUACGUACGCGAGGGGGUUGUUCCGCGCGGCGAGACGCAAAUCGAUCCACCUUCGUCGAUAACUCUCUUCUCGAUGUGUAUUUAUUCGAUGACGCGCGACGAGAAAUACGAUGCUCAACUUUUUAUAUCGUUUGCGUAUUAAAAAUGAAAAAAAAAAGAGAAAACAGGUACAGCGACGGAGGAGCGCGGCAUUGAUCGCGACGUUUUUUCUAAUCAGCCUCGACGCGAGAGAAGUAUACACGGUGUAUCGUGCCGUACACGAAGAAAAAUGCGUAAACCGUUCCUAUCCGCCCUUCGUUUACGCUUCUUUCUGUCAAUUUCGAGAAUUUCGUCGAAGGAGAGGGAGACGCGACGAAACGCAACGAAGCUCGCUCUCUUCUCUCGGACGGCCUUGCGGUACGACUACGAAUCGCGGUCUCACAGUGACUUCUUUUCCACGUUUUACUAUUAAUAUUGAUAGACUAUUAUUCGGAAGCAACGUGUAAAAUGCGAGAGCGAGUCGUAGGUUCACGAGUGGGCGUGAUCCAGGGUGCUUUCCGGCAAGAGACGCGGAUUGACGGUGUAAAGCCCGUAUCAGACUACGGAUUGAGAUUGAGAUUAGAUUGGAAAUUUGACCAGUCAGAGUACUUUGCUAAUCUCAAGUUCAGUGAAUUUCACUCUGACUGGUCAAAUGUUAAUUUAAUUCCAAUCUCAACUCGUAGUCUGAUACGGGCUUAACGCAGAGAAUCAUUUUAUCUUCGUUCAACAACGGCAAGAGACGCAGAUUGACGGUGUAAAGCCCGUAUCAGACUACGGACUGAGACUGAGAUGAGACUGAAAUUUGACCAGUCGGAGUAAACUUUACUAGUCUCAAGUUUAGUGAAUUUUGCUUUGACUGGUCAAAUCUCAAUCCACAGUCUGAUACGGGCUUAACACAGAGAACCAUUUUAUCCACGUUUAACAAUGACAAGCAACAAAGAUGAAGUGUUCCGCUGUGUUACACAGCGUCGACUGUGUACGUUGCCGGAAAGCACCCCCCAGUGUCGACAGUCCAGCCGGGAGGGACGUUAUCGUCCACACUCGGCUUUUCUUCGCGGACGAGAAAAGGGGAGAAAAGUAAGAAAGAAGAAGCGGGAGCACAAUAAUUGUCGCGGUAGAGCACGUCUCGUAGAGUUCUACCACGGAGGACGAAUGUAUAUUACUCAAUCAGCAGGGCGUGCACGGCGUCGCUCACACGACACACACACACAUACACACACCCAUACGCAUCGAACAUUACACACGUUACACACACGGUUUUAGAAUGUUGUAAUUAUUAUUUUUAAUUAACAUUUAAUCUCUAACUACGUUCAAGUCUACACUCGUAAUCACCUUUGUCGUUUAUUUGACAAAAGGAUCUGUUGCAAUGUAAAUAAACUUAUAUUUAUACGA
Vollenhovia emeryi is the source of this 4860-nucleotide messenger RNA. Its product is annotated as serine/threonine-protein kinase 10-like. NCBI's taxonomy places the organism in Eukaryota, Metazoa, Arthropoda, Insecta, Hymenoptera, Formicidae. The transcript has 8 exons. Gene Ontology annotation, biological process: protein phosphorylation. Gene Ontology annotation, molecular function: ATP binding; protein kinase activity. The record is from RefSeq and is a predicted model, not a curated record. Bases 269 to 2560 code for a protein of 763 amino acids.